AUGCAAUUAAUGCUUGAUACUGGUGCGAAUCGAACUUUUAUUUCACAGAAGGCAUUAAAUUCGAUUCGAAGUAGCAAAAUUAUUAAUCAAAUUCAACGAGAAGUAUUUCUAGCUGAUGGCUAUACAUCUAUUAUGGUUUAUGGUGAAGUGGAUUUAUCAUUUAUUAUGAAUAAUAUUCGUACAUCGAUUCGAGCACUUAUUGUCAAGAAUCUUUGUGUUAAUUGUAUACUUGGUAUGGAUUAUAUUAUUAAAUACAAAUUAAUUAUUAACACUGUUAAUCGAACAAUAACGAUUGGUGUUAAGAAUUAUCGAUUAGCUAUACCUAUGGCUAAUCGUGAAAAGAUUAUCUUUAACUCAAUCUCAACAUCACCAUUAAUGUCAAUUGGUAUUCCAGUUACAAAAACCAAAUUAUCCGACAUACAUAUUGAUCAGUUGAUGGAACAUAUUAAUGAUUAUGAACAACAAAAUCAAAUCAAAAAAGCUCUUAUUCUUUAUAAUAAAUUAUUUGAUACACGCAAACCAGUAAUUGCUUCUAAUGUUAAACCUCAUGAGAUAAAAACCAUAGAUCAUCCACCACCAACGUCAAAAGCUUAUUAUUCUACGCCACAUAAACAAGAAGCUAUGCACCAGAUUAUUCAAGAAUUAUUACAAUCAGGUCUUAUUCGUAAAUCUUAUUCAAAUUAUGCUGCUCCAGCAAUGUUAGUGCCGAAGAAGGACAAUGCUUGGCGGAUGGUAGUUGACUACAAAAAAUUGAAUAGUAUUACUAUUAAAGACAAUCAUCCGUUGCCCAACAUGGAACAAACGAUACAAAUAUUAGGAGGUGGAUAUCAAUUCUUCUCUAAGUUGGACAUGAAAAGUGGUUUUUGGCAAGUCCCAAUUAAAGAAGAAGAUAAACAUAAAACAGCAUUUAUUACGCCUGAUGGACUUUACGAAUGGAACGUAUUAGCUCAAGGUUUAAAGAAUAGCCCUCCGUCAUUCCAACGAUUAAUGUUAGAUUUAUUAUCUCCGUGUCGACAGUUUGCAUUGGUAUAUAUUGAUGAUAUUGUGAUAUUCUCUUACACCUUUGAAGAACAUGUUAAGCAUUUGAUCCACGUAUUAUCUAUAUUAUCAAGUCAUAAUUUACAAUUAAAUUCGUCAAAAUGCUUUAUAUUACAUCGACAAAUAGAUUAUUUAUCACAUACGGUUUCACAGUUUGGAGUGAAACCAAAUAAAGAAAAGAUUCAAACAAUUAUGAAUUUACGUGAACCUACAACAUUAGCAGCAGCUAAUAAAUUUCUUGGUGGCAUGUCCUGGUAUCGAAAGUUUAUACCUCAAUUUGCAUCAGUGGCAGCACCAAUUAUUUCAGUUACGAACUUAACAAAACCAAAUCGAAAGAAGUUUGUGUGGGGACAUCCUCAACAUGAAGCAUUUCUUCAAUUGAAGCAAUUAUUAAUUAAUCAACCAUUAUUUUUGCAGUUCCCGAAUGAUGAUUAUCCGGUAAUUUUAACUACGGAUGCCUCGAAAGUUGGUAUUGGUGGUACAUUACAACAAGUGAUUAAUAAUGAGACAAAUAAUUUAUAUUAUUAUUCUCAAAUUACAUCUAGCACCCAGAGACGAUAUGAUCCAAUUGAGUUAGAAGCAUUGGCUAUUUGGGCAUGUUUUCGACGCAUGCGUUCAUAUUUAUUAGGACGAUCAAUUAUCAUUUAA
Rotaria socialis is the source of this 1686-nucleotide messenger RNA. The record is from the annotation of a GenBank genome assembly. Lineage: Eukaryota; Metazoa; Rotifera; Eurotatoria; Philodinida; Philodinidae.